AUGGAUUCUUUUAAAUUUGUUAGCGCAAGUCUCGAAAAAUUAGCUUCUUAUCUCGAUAAGAGCGAAUUGAAGAUCGCGCGGUCGGAAUUUUCCAACCUCGACGACGCCGAUUUCGAGCUCCUUACGCGAAAAGGCGUAUUUCCGUACGAGUACGUCGACGAUAUCGAUAAAUUGCGCGAGACUCGUUUACCACCGCGCGAGGCGUUCCGUAGUUCGCUGACCGGCGAUAUCGUAUCCGGCAGCGAUUACGAGCGCGCGAUAAAAGUUUGGGAGCGAUUUCGCGUUCGGACGCUAGGUGAAUAUAGCGAUUUGUAUUUAAAAACUGACGUUCUUCUGUUAGCUGAUAUUUUUGAAAAUUUUCGCGACGCGUGUAUGAAGAGCUAUGGUUUAGAUCCCGCGCAUUAUUACACGUUACCCGGAUAUACGUGGGACGCUAUGUUAAAGUAUACGGGUGUUCGAUUUGAACUUUUAACCGAUAUCGAUAUGGUGAUGUUCGUGGAACGCGGAAUACGCGGCGGACUAAGUCAGUGUUCCAAUAGAUACGCGCGCGCUAAUAACAAAUACUUACAAUCGUAUAAUCCUUCGGAACCAUCGUCGUAUCUUAUGUACUUCGAUGUAAACAAUUUAUACGGAUGGGCGAUGUGUCAAUCGUUGCCUUACGAGGAUUUUCAAUGGGUCGAGAAUGUUUCGAGUAUCGAUUUAAUGUCCGUGAUGCCGAAUUCGCCUACCGGUUAUAUUAUAGAAGUCGAUCUCGCGUAUCCGUCCAAUCUUCACGACUCUCACGCUGACUUGCCGUUUUGCCCGACGCGCGAUAAGCUGCCCGGAAAACGGCAGGAUAAACUUUUCGCCACGCUGUAUGAUAAGCACCAUUAUGUAACGCAUUAUCGUAACUUGCAACAAUGCGUUAAAUACGGAUUACGCGUUACGAGAAUACAUAGAAUAUUGCAAUUAGCGCAAUCUCCGUGGUUGCGCGAUUACAUCGAAUUGAACACGCGAUUGCGAAUUAACGCUAAAAAUGAAUUCGAGAAAAAUCUGUACAAAUUAAUGAACAAUGCCGUGUUCGGUAAAACUAUGGAGAACGUGCGUAAUCACUCGGACGUUCGACUAGUGACUCGGUGGGACGGGCGAUACGGCGCGGAAGCGAUGAUCGCUAAACCCAACUUUCAUAGUAGGAGCGUUUUCGCGGAAAAUUUAAUGGCUGUAGAACUGCGCAAACUGGAAGUUAAAUUUUACAAACCGAUUUACGUAGGAAUGUGUAUCCUCGAUAUAUCGAAAAUUCGUUUGUACGAAUUUCAUUACGAGUAUAUGUUAUCGUUGUAUCGAGACAAGUACAAAAUAAUGUACACCGACACGGACAGUCUUAUUUAUCGCGUCGAGUGCGAAGACGUGUAUGAGGAUAUGAAGCGCGAUAUCGAUAGAUUCGACACGAGCGAUUACGCGACGGACAAUGCGUACGGUAUGCCUCUUGUUAACACGUUCCAUGCCACGUGUACCAUUUAUGGUACACGCUAA
Cataglyphis hispanica is the source of this 1512-nucleotide messenger RNA. RefSeq lists its product as uncharacterized. The transcript has a single exon. Gene Ontology annotation, molecular function: nucleotide binding; DNA-directed DNA polymerase activity; DNA binding. Lineage: Eukaryota; Metazoa; Arthropoda; Insecta; Hymenoptera; Formicidae. The record is from RefSeq and is a predicted model, not a curated record. The coding region runs from base 1 to 1512 and encodes 503 amino acids. Gene Ontology annotation, biological process: DNA replication.